AUCAGUGCGGGGAGGACAAACUGUACGCCGGCAGGAGCGCGCUGCUCGCUUCCAGUGGUCAUAGUCGCGUGGACGUGGACGUGGACGCGGAGAUGGGGGACGAGGGGAAGAGGAAGAAGGACAAAAAGUCGUCCAAGGACGACAGAGUCGCUCUCAAGAAGGAGAUCGGACUUUGGAGCGCGUGCGCGAUCAUCAUCGGGAACAUCAUCGGCUCGGGCAUCUUUGUGUCCCCUAAAGGAGUCCUGGAACAUGCCGGCUCGGUGGGCCUGUCGCUCAUCGUCUGGGUGUGCGGGGGCGGGAUCUGCGUCCUGGGCUCCAUGUGCUACGCCGAACUGGGCGUCACCAUACCCAAGUCCGGGGGAGACUACUCCUACGUGACCGAGAUCUUCGGAGGACUUGUCGGCUUCCUGUUGCUGUGGAGCGCCGUGCUCAUCAUGUAUCCCACCACGCUGGCCGUCAUCGCCCUCACCUUCGCCAACUACGUGCUGCAUCCCGCCUUCCAGAACUGCCUGCCACCCUACGCCGCCACCCGACUGCUGGCCACCAUCUGCGUGUUGUUCUUAACCUGGGUGAACUGCUCCAGUGUGCGCUGGGCCACAAGGAUCCAGGACGUGUUCACCGUGGGUAAGCUGCUCGCCCUGGGUCUCAUCAUCGUGGUUGGACUGGUUCAAAUCGGCCGAGGCUACUAUGACGCCCUGGUGCCCAGCGCGGCCUUCGAGUUCCACCAGGACCCGUCCGUGGGUCAGAUCGCGCUGGCCUUCCUGCAGGCCUCCUUCGCUUACAGCGGCUGGAACUUCCUCAAUUACGUGACGGAGGAAAUCGUGAACCCGCGCACGAACCUGCCGCGGGCCAUCUACAUCUCCAUCCCCUUGGUGACGCUGGUCUACACCAUGACCAACAUCGCCUACUUCUCCGCCAUGACCCCGGAAGAGCUGCUGGCGUCCAACGCGGUGGCGGUGACCUUUGGAGAAAAGUUGCUGGGGGUGUUCUCCUGGAUGAUGCCCAUCUCCGUGGCUCUGUCCACCUUUGGCGGCAUCAACGGAUACCUGUUCACCUCGUCCAGGUUGUGUUUCUCGGGGGCCCGAGAAGGUCACCUGCCUUACCUGUUGGCCAUGAUCCACCUGAAGAACUGCACGCCCAUCCCCGCCCUGCUGGUCUGCUGCUUCGCCACCAUCCUCAUCUUGUGUAUCGGGGAGACGCACAACCUGAUCAACUACGUCUCCUUCAUCAACUACCUGUCCUACGGCGUCACCAUCGCCGCCCUCCUCUACCUCCGCAAGAAGAGACCCAGCCUGGCGCGACCCAUCAAGGUGAACCUGCUGAUCCCGAUCAGCUACAUGGUGUUCUGGGCCGUACUUCUGUGCUUCAGUCUGUACUCUGAACCCGUAGUCUGCGGUCUGGGGAUGGUCAUCGUGCUGACCGGUGUCCCCGUCUACUUUGUGGGCGUUUGGUGGAAGAACAAACCCAAGUGGAUCUUCAGGCUGACAGAGAAAAUCACCUACCUGGGCCAGAAGGCGUGCUACGUCAUGUUCCCUCAGGAGGACCCUGCAGAGGCCCAGCCCCUCACUUCCUCCAAAGCCACGGACUGAGCAGGACAGUUUCCAGUUGAAAUAUGCUAACGAUCUACAUCACACUUCAACACAUCAACACGGACAAUGCCGUCCUAUCUCCCAAUUUGAUCCGACUUGAAGUCCUGACCUCGGGUCCCAGAGCCAAGUCCUUACAGGAUCAGCUAUGCACUCCGGACGAUCACAAGCGUCUUGACUCAACCUUUUUUUUUUUUUUUUUUACACGUUUUUAAACCGGUGUUUUUUUAUGCAUUUGGGACUCGGGUCUACACUAAAACUCUUUUGUUUUUGGAAAACCUGAGCCAGGGUGAAGACUUGAAAAUGUUGUCCAGCAUGCGGUCUACAGGUCCACCCUCACAUAGCUUGUGUAGUUCUUGUGCCUUUUCCUUCAAAAUGACUUUCUCCCGGUUUCCUAUUGGCCGACGUCGCCUCACAUGGUCACGGCGCCACCUGUUGCAAAUCCAUUUAGUACGUGGACUGGAAUUUUUAAAACAUGAGUCCGCCUGGGUCAGGUGCGGUUUUUCACCACCAGGUCGACUACCAACUGCCACUUUAAUUCUAGUGUGCCUUAAUAUGAGACGUGGGUCAUAUUGUGAAUUAGUUUUUUUUUCCUCAUUCUUGUGAGCAUCCUGUGGGUAACUGAAGCGUUAAGGAACGGGGCUUGGUUAAUGUAUCCAGGACUAAACAACCACCAGGUAGCAUCCGUCAGCAGAUAAUACUCUACGUCUUCACACAAAAGAAACAAAUCAUUAAAUAACAAAUACCGUAUUUCCUUGCGCCUGCUCAUUUAGCCAAAUAAUUAGCAUAUACCUGGAAUUUCCACCGGGUCAAACACGUCACGUCACGAGUGACACUUCACCUGUCAUCAUUUUCAAAAUGGAGGAGGCUGAUUUCAAUCAUUUGAAAUUGCAUGAAGGGCAGAAUAUUAAGAGCUAUUCAGUAGGAUUUAAGGUCCAAGCUAUUGAAUAUGCUAAAAAGAACAGUAAGCAGCUAUGUUUUAUCCAUAUACAGUAGCUGCGUGUGUCAAAUUCCCGCCUCCUGGUGGUAGAGGGCGCUAGUGAUCCUUCUUGCGACUACUCGGCUGCAGAAGAAGUGACAACAAGCGGCAAGAGUGAGCAGCGAUCGUUUAGUUUUUUCCUCUCGCUUGCACUUUUAACAUGGAGGAUUACAUAUCUAAAAUAAAACAGUUUUCUAAACUGGACUUUCAAUGGAAGCAGGAGCUAAUAGACGAAGAUCUCCAUCAAGACAGACAAUUUUAAAACUGAAGAAAGAUAAGGAAGACUUCUAUAAACAAGUUAUCGAUCGUUUUGAUCAGAAGGAGCUGCGCAUGGACUUCAUUUAUAGUGAAGUGAAGUGAAUUAUAUUUAUAUAGCGCUUUUCUCUAGUGACUCAAAGCACUUUACAUAGUGAAACCCAAUAUCUAAGUUACAUUUUUAAACCAGUGUGGGUGGCACUGGGAGCAGGUGGGUAAAGUGUCUUGCCCAAGGACACAACGGCAGUGACUAGGAUGGCGGAAGCGGGAAUUGAACCUGCAACCCUCAAGUUGCUGACACGGCCGCUCUACCAACCGAGCUAUGCCGGUGAAUUAUAUUUAUAUAGCGCUUUUUCUCUAGUGACUCAAAGCGCUUUACAUAGUGAAACCCCAAUAUCUAAGUUACAUUCAAACCAGUGUGGGUGGCACUGGGAGCAGGUGGGUAAAGUGUCUUGCCCAAGGACACAACGGCAGUGACUAGGAUGGCGGAAGCGGGAAUCGAACCUGCAACCCUCACGUUGCUGACACGGCCACUCUACCAACCGAGCUAAACCGCCCCACAAGUAAAGGUAAGACCAUAACGUUUUUUUUUUAAUUAAAUCUGCUUUUCAUGAUGUAUCCUUACAUCACACUCAAAUUUAUAAGCGCAGGCCUAAAUUUACCGCAUGCCUUUGGUAAGCGCCGGAGUGAGAAGAGGCUUUAAAUUAAUUAGCGCCCCGGUGGAAAUGCAAGGAAAUACGGUCAACAUAUUGAUAAUAAUAAGUAUGGAGUUUACGCUAAAUAAAAAUAGCCUUUUUGUUGACAUAUUUGUAUUCAUGCUAGGGGAACAAAAGAAAUAUUAGCAUGUUGCUACGCUGUCACACUUCAAUACUACGUUUACGCGGAUCCAGGGGUGUUCAAGGCGGGGCCCGAAACUCAUCUUUUAAUGGUUAGCAUUCUAAUGAUAGCACGCUAGUUGUUUUUGCUCGUUUUGAAGGUCAUAAACAUUGUUACUCGACAAAAACAUACCCGUUAAUGCUAGCCUUGGUAUGCUAGCUUUUUUUUGUUCAGCUUUUGUUGGUUGCAUUUGGGUUCUUGGUGCAUGCUAACAGUUGCGGGCUAGGUACACACUUCAGAGUAUUCUACUAUGGUACUUGACGCAUGUUGCAGCUAGCAUGUUAGCAUGCUAUGCUACCUUUUUUUGCAGCUUUUUUUAACUGGUAUGCAAAUCAGUGUCGUAUAUUUUAGUAUUUCACAAAUGCUAACUGUAAGCAUGCUAUUGUUAGCAUGAUUUUUUUAAGCUCAAUUUGUUGUUUCUUCUGUUACUUGAUGCUAUCUGGGCAGUGUGCUAACUGUUAGCGUUUCAGUUUCUAAGGAAACAACUUUUUGUAGUUCUCUGGAAGACAAAAGGAUCUAUUUUCCUAGCUUUGAAGGCGAAAACUACCAAAUUGGCCCCUGCUCUCUUUGAUCUGUGGCCCUCAGUGGCAGCCCUGUGUCAAUCUUUAGUGCAUGGACUUAGCGUGUCGCCAUGGAAACGUGACAUCUUCCUCUCUGAUGGGUGCUCAGCGUGAAUGUACUGUACUGUACUAUAUUUUGUCAGGAAAAACCACUGAGGGACCAACAAAUCCUGGCAACAUUUGGCAGAAAAGUUGACCCAAAGACACUUUUUCCGCACUCCUGCUUUGGAGUGGGGAUGUUUAUAAAACAAUGUUGCAGCUAACAGUAGCUCCUAUUUUUUUGUUCUUGUUUUUGCCUCAAAGUUCUUAGCACUUGUCAAUAAAGGAAAUGCUCAGUUA
This is a messenger RNA of Nerophis ophidion (straightnose pipefish), 4595 nucleotides long. RefSeq names its product solute carrier family 7 member 10a (gene slc7a10a). Bases 93 to 1589 code for a protein of 498 amino acids. Gene Ontology annotation, molecular function: neutral L-amino acid transmembrane transporter activity; L-amino acid transmembrane transporter activity. Gene Ontology annotation, biological process: amino acid transmembrane transport; D-alanine transmembrane transport; D-serine transmembrane transport. The record is from RefSeq and is a predicted model, not a curated record. Gene Ontology annotation, cellular component: membrane. The transcript is spliced from 11 exons. NCBI's taxonomy places the organism in Eukaryota, Metazoa, Chordata, Actinopteri, Syngnathiformes, Syngnathidae.